Messenger RNA from Fundulus heteroclitus (mummichog), 2102 nucleotides. It is a transcript of the gene fkbp8, whose product is annotated as FKBP prolyl isomerase 8. Lineage: Eukaryota; Metazoa; Chordata; Actinopteri; Cyprinodontiformes; Fundulidae. The transcript has 9 exons. The coding region runs from base 176 to 1363 and encodes 395 amino acids. Gene Ontology annotation, molecular function: protein binding; peptidyl-prolyl cis-trans isomerase activity. The record is from RefSeq and is a predicted model, not a curated record.
GGUUGAAGUCAGUAUCGCGAUGUGAACACACCAACACGAACACAUUAGUUUUUGUGAGUGUAGCGAGGCACAAGCCAACUUCUCUGCCGUGAGCUGAAGGAACAGGGGACGCGGCUCCGGACCAAAACAAGGUUAUUUGGAGAGUGAUGCGCUGUUGAUUGAAAAAGUGGAGGCUAUGGACGGAUCUGAUGGCCGUGAAAAUGCUCCAUCUGCCAAGAAGAGUGGAAAAACCUCGUUGCUGGACAGCGGGGAGGACUUUGAAGUUUUAGAUGAAGAGGACAUCGAUGAGGACCUUCCUCCUCUGGAAGAUGCCGGGAAUGGGAACAAAGCAGAUAAUACAGAAAAGCAAAACGUUGACGAAGAGUCUGAGGCUUCAGAGCAAAUGGAUGAAUGGCUGGAUGUGUUAGGAAACGACCAGCUGAAGAAGAAAGUCCUUGAGGCAGGGAAGGGGCGAGGCAGCCGACCUCAGAAAGGACAGAAUGUGAAAAUUAAUCUGAAAACACAUUUGAUGGAUGGGGCUCUUGUGGAGGAGCAACAUUGUCUCUCUUUUACUCUUGGGGACGGCGAUGUCUUACAGGCGCUGGAUCUGACUGUGCAGCUCAUGGAAAUGGGAGAGAAGGCACUCAUUCACACUGAUGCAAAAUAUGCAUAUGGUGCCAGGGGAAGCCUUGACCCCGAGGUGCCCCCCAAUGCUCAGCUGUCCUUAGAGGUGGAGCUGUUGGAAGCCACCGAUGCGCCGGACGUGGAGCUCAUGCCUCCUUCAGAAAGAAUCGCCCUGGCCAUCCGCAAGAGAGAGAGGGGCAACGUUCACUAUCAGCGGGCGGACUAUGCAUUCGCCGUCAACUCGUACAGCAUCGCCCUGCAGAUUACAGAAUCAAACUCCAAAGUUGAUAUUAGUCCUGAGGAGGAGAAGGAGCUGCUGGAUGUCAAAGUGAAGUGUCUGAACAACAUGGCUGCCUCUCAGCUGAAGCUGGACCACUACGACGCGGCUCUUAAAUCUUGUGUCUCAGCUCUGGAGCACCAGCCAGACAACAUAAAGGCCCUUUUCCGCAUGGGCAAGGUGCUGGCUUUGCAAGGUGAAUACACUGAGGCAAUUCAAAGCUUACGGAAGGCGCUGAAGCUGGAACCAAGCAACAAGACAAUUCAUGCAGAGCUCUCCAAGCUGGUGAAGAAACACUCGGAGCAGAGGGGAGCAGAGCAGGCCAUGUACAAGAAGAUGCUUGGAAAUCCUUCUAGUAGUAGCGGCAUGCCGAAAUCCAGAGCCAAGUCUUCAUGGGGUCUCAGCUGGAAGUGGCUUUUUGGUGCCACUGCUGUAGCCAUCGGUGGAGUAGCUCUAUCUGUUGUCAUAGCGGCCAGAAACUGAAGUGAACCAGAAGAGUCAAAUGCGGUGGGGGGGGGAGAGCCCGAAACACUGAAGCACAUCUGGCAACGCCGUCAGUCCUUCGAUGAAAGGAGUUGGAAAUGUCAGGUGGUGAAUCGCCUCUUCUCUGUCGCACCUUUUUCUCUACUAUGUUUGAGAACUAUAUGUGACAAUUAUUAAAAUAAUAAUACUUGCAUAUGGGGGAAGGUUUUUCCAGCCUUGUAGAUGUAUGCAUCUUUCCUAUGUUCCAGCUGUUCUUUUUUUUUUUUUUUUUUUGUCCCUUGUUGUCGGUGUGUGAAAUUAAUUGUUUGAAAUUGAAUACUAAUGAGAACAGAUUGAGAUAUUUUUACCACAAAGAAGAUAAAUAGCUAUUCUGCUGAGAUAUAGUCUAAAAGCAGUGGCUUACGCUUGUAAGAUAAUAUUUAUUACCUAAAUGAUGUGAUUUCCGUUUCCUGUCAAACUCCUCCUGAUUAUCUGAGGUUCACAAGAUGUGGGCUGUGUGCCGGCCCGUUUACACUUUAUACAGAUUCUAUAUGUCAAUACACUAAAUGACCAAAGUAAUGAAAACGCCUUUACAAAGCGGUACAGUACAGCGGCCCUAAGCGGACUACCGUACGUUGAUCAGCUUCUCAUCAGCUGAUUUUUGACGAGGCCGUUUUCUGUGUCACCAUUUCCCUCAUUUGGCAUUACAGAGUAAAACCAAAUAACCACCACACAACAUAUUUCAGUUUAAUAAAAAAAA